AUGUUUGAAAACUCAUCAACACUUACAGAAACCUCAUCGUCUUCCAACCACAAUUCUUCAAACGUCGUUCAAAUCGUAUCCAAACCAAUGUCAGAUCGACUGCUAAAUAAGUUUGUGGAUACGUCGGAAUUCGAUUUUGAUUACGAACAGAGUGGAUUGUGGUCUCCGCCGAUCCCUCCUCCUAAAUUCUACUUAAACUCGCCGGCCGGAAUUAUCUGCUCCGUCGACGAGAUGCUGAAGAACUUACAGAGCAUGCGUCAGACUAAAAUCUCCAGAUUUAAGAAGUUUGUCUACUGUUGUUUAGAUUUCUGA
Molecule: messenger RNA, 312 nt
Organism: Lactuca saligna
Lineage: Eukaryota; Viridiplantae; Streptophyta; Magnoliopsida; Asterales; Asteraceae
Source: the annotation of a GenBank genome assembly